Molecule: messenger RNA, 766 nt
Organism: Theobroma umbraticum
Lineage: Eukaryota; Viridiplantae; Streptophyta; Magnoliopsida; Malvales; Malvaceae
Product: myb family transcription factor PHL5-like
Molecular function (GO): DNA-binding transcription factor activity
Source: RefSeq, a predicted model, not a curated record
GUUACCCUAUAGGCUUACUGUAAGUCAUAUAUUUCUCCGCUUGCACAGCUAAGCAUCUUUCAGCAAGAAGCAGUCUUCAAAUUCUACUUCUGGGACCUUUUCUGUCUCGACAGGGGCAGCACUUGCUAGUAAAACCAGAAUAAGGUGAACACGGGAUGUUCUGACAAGUUUGUGGAGUGUGUUAAACGCCUUGGGGGAGCUGAGAGGGCAACUCCAAAGGCAAUUCUCAAACUGGUGGAUACAGAAGGAUUGACCGUCUUUCACGUGCAAAGCCAUGUGUAGAAAUAUCGUACUGCAAAAAAACAUGACAGAUUCUACUGAAGGCAAAUCAAAGGAAAGGAGUAGUACAAGUGAUGUAACUCAACUGGAUGUCAAAACUGGGUUGCACCUCACAGAGGCAUUGCAACUUCAGCUAGAUGUCCAGAGGCGUCUUCGUGAACAAUUAGAGAUUCAGCGAAAUUUACAGCUGAGAAUUGAAGAACAAGGAAGGCAGCUGAAGAUGAUGAUUGAUCAGCAACAAAAAACAAACGAAAGCCUCCUAAAAGAACAAGAUUUGGACAUCACACCCUUUGCUUACUUCCCAUCCAAGAUGUAGACACAUCAUUUUGUAUGGGAGUUUUAGUGAAUUUUCAAAUAAUUCGGAUUAGAUCUCAAUCGAUAACUAAUCUGAUAUUUAUUUUAAAGUUUUUUAAUUUAUUGUAUUUGAACUUGCUUUAAUUUGGAGCUUAAAAUUUGAUCUGUCAAGCGUGAAAACCAAUUUACUGAU